Molecule: messenger RNA, 1881 nt
Organism: Lutra lutra (Eurasian river otter)
Lineage: Eukaryota; Metazoa; Chordata; Mammalia; Carnivora; Mustelidae
Product: double homeobox protein 4-like protein 4
Exons: 5
Coding region: 188-1516 (442 amino acids)
Molecular function (GO): DNA binding
Source: RefSeq, a predicted model, not a curated record
UCAAGCGGUCCCGAAGUCCUGCUGAACACCUCUUCUCCCAAAGGUCGGAGCCACUGAAGGCAGGGCUACCGCCGGGAGCUGUCAAACUGAUUGGGGGUGGGCCAUCCUGGGCUUUGAUAAGUCGCACGCUCCAGGGUCCCGCCCAGUCGACCGGCCAGGGCUCUGGGACCCGAGGCACUCCAGCGGCAUGGCUCCCACCGGCACAUCAAGGAGAUCCCGACGGAGGCGGCUUGUUUUGAGGCCGUGGCAGAAAGAGGCUCUGCAAGCGUCGUUUCAGCAGAACCGGUACCCUGGCAUCACCACCAGAGAACGACUGGCCCGAGAGCUAGACAUUCCAGAGUCCAGGGUCCAGGUGUGGUUCCAGAACCAGCGCACGAGACAGCUCAGGCAGAGCCGAUUGGGGUCUGCAAACGCCCAAGUGGAAGGGCCAUCGUGUGGACAGGAACAGCCUCCAGCUUGGACUCCAGAACGUUUCCCAAAGGAGGGCAGGAGAAGACGGAUAGCCAUUUCUCCAUCCCAAACCAGUCUCCUCCUUCAAGCCUUUGAGAAGAACCCAUUUCCUAGCAUUUCUACCAGAGAACACCUGGCCAGACUCACAGGCCUCCCGGAAUCCCGCAUUCAGGUCUGGUUCCAGAACAGAAGAGCUCGGCACCCAGGGCAGAGCAGAAGUGGCCCCGCGAAUGACCGGGCGGCAAACCAGGAAGCCAUUCCUCACCUGACUGUCGCGGGGGACCCCGGCCCCCUGCCCGGUGUCCCCGAAUGCUCUGAGCUUCUGGCUCCUUCCAAUCCUCUGGGAAGCAUGCAGGCUCUUGCUGCAGUGAUGCUUCCUGAUCUCUCCAUGGGCUUUGCCCCUCUGGUUUCCUGUGGGGGCCUUGGGAGCCAGUCCCUGGGGGCCACUACGGCCCCGCCCACCCAAGCCUGGCAGGGAGGAAGCAACUCUCCCACUCCUGAAGCCAUGAGGAGCCAUUCCCUGAUGGGACCGACUCUGGGAGGGUCCCUCUCAGCUCGUCACGCACAUCUUUGUCCCCUGACCCAAGGGGAAUGCCAGCGGCAACAGGAGCACCCUGGCAUGGCACCCCUGCCCUUCCAAGAUGACAAUCCCCUGCCUCCAGAUGACAAUCCUUGCCAACCCGUGCAGGAGGCAGGGCCCUUGGGUAGCCACUAUGCCCCGCAGUGGUUGGGCGAGGUGUCCCGACUUGUCGUGAGCACAGGACAGGCUCCGGAUGCAGCAGUUGGGCAGCCUGCACACGCUGAGACCCCUGGCUGGCGGUGGCAGGCACCCCCUACCGCUGGGCUCUCUGUUGCCCUGGACCCACAGCACCCAUCUUCUGCAGAAGCCUCAAGUUUCUUAGAGGAGCUUCUAUCAGCCACAGAGAGGGAGGAAGACACACAGCCUUUUCCGAGUGGGCAUCUGCGGCAGGAGGAGCCUCCGGGACCCCUGGAAGCACCCCUCAGUGAGGACGAGUUUCAGGCCCUGCUGGCCAUGCUGCACGAUUCCACAUGGCCUCAGUCCUAGGACCAGGGAGGCCUCGUCCUCCCCACUCCCCAUUCCUUUUCCGAGAGGCAGUCCUUACGGGACAGCAAGGCCAAGGAACAGGAAGCAAUGCUCAUGCUCCAGAGGAAGCCCGAGGCCUAAAGGAGCAACUGUCUCUUGGAAAGAAAGAAGGGCGUUCCUCAAUGCCCCGUGGACGGGGCUCCGUGGCAUUCCCGAUGGUCAUCAAUCUCCACAAGGCACCUGAAGGCUUCAAGGACACUGGGCAGUUUACACCCUCCACGACACCUGACUGACCACUGGCGGGACACACACCGGCCCUCCUCCCUGCCAUCACCCUCGACUCUGGGGCCAGGGAAACCCUGGCCCUGGCAGCAAACCCAAGCAAG